This is a messenger RNA of Pecten maximus, 1640 nucleotides long. RefSeq names its product WW domain-containing oxidoreductase-like. The transcript is spliced from 8 exons. Bases 201 to 1175 code for a protein of 324 amino acids. The record is from RefSeq and is a predicted model, not a curated record. Lineage: Eukaryota; Metazoa; Mollusca; Bivalvia; Pectinida; Pectinidae.
AGAAUUGCUCUCGGACAUUGUACACCAACGAUAACAAUGCUCAACGACCGGAUGAUUUAAACGCGUGACAAGUAUAGUAAUACAGAGGUAAUAACAAAUAACUAGUUUUCUAUAUCGUGAACUCUUGUCGUAAACAAAACUGCCGUACGCUAGAUAUUGAUUGACACAGUACUCGGAUUAGAUAGAACGAUAUUUACAAAAUGGGAUCUACUCCAUCCUUCCCUCGGGUGUCCAUUCCCAAAGAUAACAUUUCCGUGGUUACUGGAGGAAACACAGGUGUAGGCUACCAUACUGCUAAGUGGUUAGCUAUGAUGGGUGGAACUGUGAUCAUUGCUUGUAGAUCAGAGGAGAGAGCUAAACAGGCAAUUGAGCAAAUGAACAAAGAAUUCGAGGAAGAAAAAGAAAAGAAGACGACCGGGAUAGUUGACUACGAUCAAUUGAAUGUUGAAUUCAUGUCUCUAGACUGUAAUUCAUUAAAAUCAGUGAUAAGUUUCGUAGAGGCGUACAAAUCGUCGGGAAGGAAACUUCACAAGUUAUUCUGUAACGCUGGGAUUGGACAACAAGACAAGCUAUCGUACACAGAAGACGGCCAUGAACAGAUAUUUCAGGUGAAUUAUUUGAGUCAGUUCUUGCUGGUGUCUCAUUUACUUCCGUUGAUGAAAGCUUCUGGUCCAGACUGCAGAAUUAUACUCGUAUCAAGCAUAGGCCACCUAUUUGCUCACUUCGAUCCUGUGGAUGUUGAAUUAAAGAAGUACUCCGAGCCAGAAUGCAAAUCAGACAAAUUAUACCAAAAUUCAAAACUGUGUCAGAUUAUGCAGAUGUAUCGGCUGAAUGAGGUCCUCAAGGAUACUAAUGUGACUGUAUUCUCCCUACAUCCAGGAACUGUGAGAACAGAGCUUCUAACUACAUUCAAGAGGGGAAUGAUGAAAUAUGUUAUUUCAAUGCUAGAAACCGUUGGAGCGUCAAAGAGUCCAUUUGAAGGAGCAUGGACGUCACUUAACGCGGGUAUAAAUCCGGAACUGGCGGGUGUCCGGGAUGUAUACUUCUCCGACUCUAAACCAACAACUCCAGCAUCAGCUGCUAGGAACAAAUCCUACCAAGCAGCUCUUUGGGAUUACAGCAUUGAAUGUCUCAAAGGUUACCUCCCAGAUGACAUCCUUAGUGGCCUACAAUAGAGCAUCAUAGGCGAUAUUCCCAAUGAACUACUAUAUAACUUAAUAGCCGGCAUCCUUAGUGAACUUCAAAAAUACUGCAAUUACGACAUCUUUAGUGAAAUACAAAAGAAUGGCACUGCCGACAUCCUAGUAAUAAGUGGUUAUAAUGCUUUAAAUGACACUUUAAACUAAGACCACUGCGGACGAUAAGCGAAAACAAUUUGUGUAUAGUAAGAUUUUACACUGAUAUGUUAUCGUUACAUACCGAUUGUCGUUUGUGGUACGGUUGUCACCCCUUAACAACAAAAACUAUGUGUAGUUGUAAAAUAUAUAGUUACACAGGUGAAAUCAAACGUCAGUGUAACGUAACAAAUAUAAUUGUUAAUCCUUCUCAAGUGAUGUCUAAUGUGUAAAAAUAGUGAAAAUUAUUAAUUAAUUGAUAUGCAUGAUACAUGACUUUUGUUUAUAAAGGUGUUUUACUAUUGA